AUGGGGGACAUGACGAAUAGUGAUUUCUACGCCAAGAACCAAAGAAAUGAGGGCAACCAUGCGGGCGACUUCGGCUGCACCCUCCUGGACCUGCGCUCCCUCAUGGAGCUGAGGGGCAGUGAGGCCGUGGUUAAAAUCCAGGAGGACUAUGGGGACAUGGAUGGACUGUGCAAGCGCCUGAAAACCUCUGCAACAGAAGGUUUGUCUGGAGUUGCAGCCGACUUAGACAAGAGAAGAGAAGUCUAUGGGAAAAACAUUAUACCUCCAAAGAAGCCAAAAACAUUCUUACAGUUAGUAUGGGAAGCGCUGCAAGAUGUGACCCUCAUUAUCUUAGAAAUCGCCGCCAUGAUCUCCCUGGGACUGUCCUUUUACCACCCUCCAGGGGAGGGGAGUGAAUCUUGUGGGAGUGCUGCCGCAGGGGCCGAGGAUGAGGGGGAGGCAGAGGCUGGCUGGAUCGAGGGGGCUGCCAUCUUGCUGUCUGUGGUCUGUGUUGUACUUGUCACUGCCUUUAAUGACUGGAGCAAAGAGAAGCAGUUCCGAGGUUUACAAAGCCGCAUCGAGCAGGAGCAGAAAUUCCAAGUGGUGCGGGGCAGCCAGGUCAUACAGCUCCCCGUAUCGGACAUUGUGGUCGGCGACAUCGCACAAAUCAAAUAUGGUGACCUACUUCCAGCAGAUGGAAUCUUAAUACAAGGAAAUGAUUUGAAGAUUGAUGAAAGUUCCUUAACUGGGGAAUCGGACCAUGUGCGGAAAUCGGCAGACAAAGAUCCCAUGCUUCUCUCUGGGACCCAUGUGAUGGAGGGAUCGGGCCGAAUGCUGGUCACUGCAGUGGGAGUCAACUCUCAGACUGGGAUCAUCUUCACGCUCCUGGGGGCUGGUGGAGAGGAGGAGGAGAAGAAGGAGAAGAAAGGUCAGGCAGUGGAGGAUGGCCAGCAGCCAGCAGACCACUCCCAUCCCUCCGCCAACCCCAUCUCAACUAUAGCUACCGAUGGUGCUGCAGGCGCAAAUGCCCCUGGUAAUGCCAGCCUAGUCAAUGGUAAAAUUCAGGAUGGAAAUAUGGAGAACAACCAGACCAAAGUUAAGAAACAAGAUGGUGCAGCCGCUAUGGAGAUGCAGCCUCUGAAGAGUGCCGAGGGAGGGGACAUGGAUGAGAAGGAAAAGAAAAAGACCAAUGUCUCCAAGAAGGAGAAAUCCGUUCUUCAAGGAAAACUGACCAAGCUAGCCGUUCAGAUUGGGAAAGCAGGUUUGGUGAUGUCAGCUAUCACGGUCAUCAUCCUGGUGCUGUACUUCGCCAUUGACAACUUUGUGCUCCAGAAGAGGCAGUGGAUGCCAGAGUGCACUCCUGUCUACAUCCAGUAUUUUGUCAAGUUCUUCAUCAUCGGCGUGACCGUCCUGGUCGUGGCUGUUCCUGAGGGGCUUCCUCUGGCUGUCACCAUCUCUCUGGCCUAUUCCGUCAAGAAAAUGAUGAAGGACAACAACCUGGUGCGCCAUCUGGAUGCCUGUGAAACCAUGGGCAAUGCCACGGCAAUCUGCUCGGACAAGACCGGCACACUGACCACCAACAGGAUGACAGUGGUGCAGGCCUACCUGGGAGAUGUGCAUUACAAAGCGGUCCCUGAUCCUGGCGCCCUGGCCCCCAAGACCCUGGACGUCCUUGUCAAUGCUAUAGCUAUCAACAGCGCCUACACCACCAAGAUACUGCCUCCUGACAAAGAGGGCGGUCUCCCAAAGCAGGUGGGGAACAAGACAGAGUGUGGCCUACUGGGCUUUGUGCUGGACCUCAAACGGGACUAUCAGCCCAUUCGAGACCAGAUGCCAGAAGAGAAGCUCUACAAGGUCUACACCUUCAACUCCGUGCGCAAGUCCAUGAGCACCGUCAUCAAACUGCCUGAUGGCAGCUUCAAGAUGUACAGCAAAGGAGCUUCAGAGAUCGUGCUGAAAAAAUGCUCCCGUGUCCUGAACGAGGCGGGCGAGCCGCGUGUCUUUCGGCCCCGGGACAAGGACGAAAUGGUGAAGAAGGUGAUCGAGCCAAUGGCAUGCGACGGGCUGAGGACCAUUUGCGUGGCGUACCGCGACUUCCCGGCGGACCCCGAACCAGAGUGGGACAACGAGAACGACAUCCUGUCUGAGCUGACCGCAGUCUGCGUGGUUGGAAUCGAGGACCCUGUCAGACCCGAGGUGCCCGACGCCAUCCAGAAGUGCCAGCGCGCCGGCAUCACCGUGCGCAUGGUGACCGGGGACAACAUCAACACGGCCCGCGCCAUCGCCAUCAAGUGUGGCAUCAUCCACCCUGGGGAGGACUUCCUGUGCAUCGAUGGAAAAGAGUUCAACCGGAGGAUUCGCAACGAGAAGGGAGAGGUGGAGCAGGAGCGGAUAGAUAAGGUUUGGCCCAAGCUGAGGGUGCUGGCCAGAUCCUCUCCCACCGACAAACACACCCUGGUCAAAGGUAUUAUCGACAGCACGCUGGUGGACCAGAGGCAGGUAGUUGCUGUGACUGGAGAUGGAACGAAUGAUGGUCCUGCUCUGAAGAAGGCAGACGUGGGCUUCGCCAUGGGAAUUGCUGGGACAGAUGUGGCCAAGGAAGCCUCUGACAUCAUCCUGACAGAUGACAACUUCUCCAGCAUAGUGAAGGCUGUGAUGUGGGGCCGCAAUGUGUAUGACAGCAUCUCCAAGUUCCUGCAGUUUCAGCUGACUGUCAAUGUGGUGGCUGUGAUUGUGGCCUUCACUGGAGCCUGCAUCACACAGGACUCCCCGCUGAAGGCGGUUCAGAUGCUGUGGGUCAACCUGAUAAUGGACACCUUCGCCUCUCUGGCCCUCGCCACCGAACCGCCCACAGAGUCGCUGCUGAUGAGGAAGCCCUAUGGCCGAAACAAGCCGCUCAUCUCCAGCACCAUGACCAAGAACAUCCUGGGCCACGGUGUCUACCAGCUGGUCAUUAUCUUCACCCUGCUCUUUGUGGGUGAAGUGAUAUUCGACAUUGACAGUGGAAGGAACGCCCCCCUCCACUCCCCACCCUCGGAACACUACACCAUCAUCUUCAACACCUUUGUCAUGAUGCAGCUCUUCAACGAGAUCAACGCCCGCAAGAUCCACGGAGAGAGGAAUGUGUUUGAUGGGAUUUUCAGGAAUCCCAUCUUCUGCUCCAUUGUGCUUGGUACCUUCGGUAUUCAGAUUGUGAUUGUGCAGUUCGGAGGAAAACCUUUCAGCUGCUCUCCCCUGGAUCUGGACAAAUGGAUGUGGUGUGUUUUCCUUGGCCUGGGAGAGCUGGUCUGGGGACAGGUGAUUGCUACAAUCCCCAACAGCAAGUUGAAGUUCCUGAGAGGGGCGGGGCAGCUGACCCGCAAGGACGAGAUGCCGGAAGAGGAGAUGAACGAGGACAACGAGGAGAUCGACCACGCGGAGAGAGAGCUGAGGCGAGGGCAGAUCCUCUGGUUCCGUGGGCUCAACAGGAUUCAGACUCAGAUACGCGUUGUGAAUGCAUUCCGUAGCUCUCUCUACGAAGGCUUGGAAAAACCAGAAUCGAGAACCUCCAUUCACAACUUCAUGACUCACCCGGAGUUUAGAAUAGAGGACUCGCAACCCCACAUUCCUCUCAUUGACGACACCGACAUCGAGGAAGACCCAGCCCUGAGGAAGAACUCCAGUCAACCCUCAUCCCCAAACAAGAACAACAACGCCAUUGACAGCGGCAUCAACUUAACCACUGACACCAGUAAGUCUGCUGCUUCCUCUAGUCCUGGCAGCCCCCUACAUAGCUUGGAGACCUCCCUCUAACCCUAGACUCGGUGUUAAAAACUAUACUCUCAAAGCGCAACAAAGUGAACGCACAUGAGACAUGUGCGUGAGCUGCUGGGCGAAGGCCUGUUCUGAACCUUACUGUUAUCGGCAACACGAGGAGGCAAGACAACAAGAUUGCUGUGGAGGGACACGAAAAACAGUAUAAAUCAACCUCUCCCCCUUUCCUAUGAGUACACUGACUAUAUUAAUAAUAAUAAUAAUAAUAAUAAUAAUUUAAAUUUAAAAACAUAACUGCUCCUGCAUGAAUGUACAUUACCCGAGUUUUUAUUUAAUUUUGUUUAAAUUUUGUUUGAAUAAUUUGAUUUGAUUGAUUUGAUGGGAAGUACCGUGGACUGCUAUUUAAAGACAGCUUAUCCGAUUCACUGGUGUGUGAGUUUCUUGUGUGGCAUGAACCUAAUUGUAUAGAUUUAUUUGAUUAAUAAAAUGAAAAGUGUUUUAAGGUUGCAGGACUCAACUUGCACAGUAGAUUUGCACCUGUUGGAAAAGAGGAACCCAUAAAUAAUAGAAUUUAUUGAACAUAUUAUAUAAAUAUAUAUAAAUAUAUAUAUUUAUAAAUAUAUAUAUAUUAUAUAUAGAGAGAGUUUAUCUUCUUUGUUUGUUGGCAUGUUGCCUUGUUUCUGCUUCUAUGGCUCUUACUACUUUAACUUAUUUAUGUCCUAAAGAGAAUGUAAUUUGUUUACAAAUCCCGUAGAUACUUCCUGGUUUAUUUGUAGGGUACAAAAACCAUACUGCAGACGUAGUUGGAACAGCUCAAGUUGUUGAGUACUUCUGUAACAUUGGACUGUAGGUGUUUUAUUACAAACUGUGUGCUGGAUUUGCCUGCUAUUUUGUUAAAUAUUGUAGAUAUUUUUAGAAGAUUACAAAAGAAACCAAAAUAUAAUGGGAUAUAUAAUUAAUGUGGCAUCUUAGUAUUAUAUGAUUGUUGGGAUCAACUCUGAGCGGCUUCCUAUGUUUCCAAACACAAAUCUUUACAUGAAGGGUUUUCUUUUUUAAAUUUCUGUUCAUUCAAUGCUUGAAAUGAAUUUUAGGUCAGUCUCAAAAUUGAGAGGGCCGUUCAGGACUGAUUUAAUGAACUAUCUACUAUAUAAACACUGCUUGUUUAUUGGAAAUAUUUUACAUGUGUGACCAUCAAAGGCUGCGAUGGAUUUAUAAUAUUAGAAACAACUGCAAACUAAGUUAUAUUUGGCUUAUCUGUAUGGAAAUCAAAAGUUGUGUUGAAAUCUUGUGAUAUAUUGUGUUGAUUAUUUUUUCUUUUAUUUUGAAAUUUGUUUUCCUUAAAAGAAAGAACACACAGCUCCAAAGCUGUCGGAAUUUUAAACAACUGAAAAAAAUACAAAAUGGAAUGUUGCUUUUUGACUCUUUUUUUAUUUUUUAAAUGAUCCUUUUUCUGCACUAUCUGGAUAUGAAUGAAACUCUCUGUGGUGUAUAUUUAGAUGUGCUUUUGUGUGUUUUUAACCAAGCUUGUCUUCCUGCAGUCACUAAAUAUACUCUAGCAUCUCAACAGUACUAGUUGUUAACUAUUUAUUGUGCUUUUCCAAACUAAAGGUCACGCAAAUGGUCAAUUGGAGAGUGCUGACAUACAAAUGCAUCGAAAUGUCAAUGGCCCAAAAAUAUUGUGAUAUUGUUAUUAUUAUUACUAAUUGGGUAUAUGGGGAAGCAUGAUAGAAUAUGCUCAAUAUGCAAGUUAAACAAAUCAAUUUUUCUACUCAGAAUCCAAUAUCUUGACCUGUCGUUUUUCCUGUGUGUAUAACAACAGCUGUCAUUCAUCUGGAGGGGGGUAAACAAGCUUUAACAGUUAGCUCAGGCAUACGUAAAAGCCUUCAGCAAAGGACCAUCAAAACAAUACUUUUAUUUAUCACAGGAGUGGUCUGUCCUCUGCAGUGUCUGCUUAUAUGGUUUUUCAUAGGUUCUUCUUUUAUAUGAUCUAAACGGCUUCAGUCAACAUUACAAAAUGAUUUGUACAUUAUGAACAAACAAAUAAAAAAUAACCCAGCUUUAAAACAAUAACUGGUGAUAAGUAGGGUAUUAUUAUGUAAAUAGCAAAUUGCCUUCAUUGGAAAUGCACAUCCAUCCAGGCUUUUGUGGACAGGGACUGUACAAUGUACAUGUGAUGAUGUUUUUUUUUUUUUGGUUUCUAUUUCUGGUUAGAUCAUUACAACAGUCACUGCUACAGGUCGAGAGUUCUGUAUCAAGCGCUCAGGUUGUUGAGCAGAAGUACUGAUGCAGAUAAAUUAUACAUGACUGACAGAUCUAAACGAUGACAGAUCGACACCAUUGAAAUACAAUAAUAUUAAUAAUAAUAAUAUUUCUUGCAAUACAUCAAAUGCUUCUAUGUACUGUACUUAGCAGCAUGCAUUCUUGUGGAACAAAGAAAAAGAAGUUAAAUGCCAGUGGUAAAUUUGGCAUUCUAGCCAUGUAUGGGUAAAUGAUAAGUGUUCAUCCAUCUUGUUUUUAUGAAUUUUUUUAUCUAUACAAUAAUUGUAAAUAAAGAACUCAAUGUCUUUGUUCAUUUAAUACUAUGCAAAAAGUCAUGCUUUCUGAUUGUUACCCACCUACCCUAGAGUGUGUUGCUGGAAUGUCUGUGGUCUCAAAAGUCAGUAAACAAUGUGAUGUAAAUGAUUUUCUAGUUUGAAGGAAGCAAUGAACUGUGACUCUUGCUGCUUUACUGUCCGUAAUACAACUGCAGGCAGGAGCGCAAGUGGAAAAACAAAUAAACAAAAAAAGAGAAAAAUGAGCAUUAAAUAAAUUCCCAGAGCAGCAUGAAGCGGAAUGGAGUUCCCUGACCAGUGUGGCAUCUGUGUGAUGUUUGCUUUCCUUCGGCUUUGCUCCUCUGUGCUGAGGAACUGUGGGUGUGCGUGCGUGCGUGCGUGCGUGUGCAUGCGUGUGUGUGUGUGUGUGUGUGUGUGUGUGUGUGUGUGUGCGUGUGACUGUGCAUUGUUCUGUGUAACACAUGGACAGUAGUAUUUUAUAGCAGUUUUCAUGCAAGCAGUAUCCUGUGCUUUAGCUUUCCUGUCCUUUCCACGUUCCAAGUUUUUUUAUCAGUUCCGGAGGCAAAAUUAGGAGUUCAGUAGAAUGCUACUUGGCUCUGGUUGUUCGUCAUAUGUCUGUUUAAUUAUGAUGGAUUUGAUUGACCAUUUUUGGAAAAAAAAAGGUUAAUCUUUCCCUUGUAUAAGGUAUCGACAAAUCUAUAAAAUCGACAAAACAAGAUCCAUUGAUUUCCUCUAUGUUUCCCUAUGAAUGUUUAUCAGAUUAUGAUUUAUCCAAAAGGUUUUUAAAAAGGUUCUUAAAGCACUUUUGAAUCACACUUAUAAAUGUGUUCUUGAAAUAUCUUUAUCCUAAUAGUGGACAAACUGGAAUAAUUUAAAGCAAGCAUUAAAAAACAAAACAAAAAAAAAAAAAAAACACCAAGGCAAUGUAAUCCAGGCUAUGCCUCCAUUGGUCUUUAUUACGCUUAAGCCAUAUGAGCAGAUGUGGUUGUACUGAGCUCCCUUUUGCUUUCUUAAUAGAAUAUUUAUAAUUGUAUCCAUAAUUUACUCAUUUGAAUCAAACAAGCAUCCUAUAUACCUUUAAUGUUUCUCUCUGUUUCCUUUAAAAAAAUGGCUGAAUGUAUAGCAUAAAGCAAUUCUAACAGUUACACGAGUGACUUUCCAACCUGACCUUUUUAGAAUUUUUGUACAUUAUCAUAGUUUAUACACUGGUGACAGUUUAAAAUAUGAAGUCUGUAUUUUAAUAUACCAGACAAGGGCUUUUCACACAUGGACAUGUCUUUGUAAAUAUACCUGUUCCCACUAAAUUAUAUCACUCUGUCAAAGCUUCUGUAUUACUGGGAUAUUGAGAAAACAUAUAUAUUUGGAAAAUAUAUUUCUGCACCAACAAAUCUCAAGAUGUAAAAAUAUUUAAAGAACCCUCUCCACUAUUUAAACUGCUGUAGACUCUAGAAUUACAUGUAUGGCAGAAGAAAUGACUACUUUGCUGGAUACCUUGAAAAUGUCAGUAUGCUAGCAUCUUAAGCUAGCCUGCCAGGGUUGCAGGCUUUCCCUUGUGGAUGACAUGUCCCAUGUCAAUAGCAUCUCAUGGCCCAUAAUUACCUCUGUCAGGUGGCCUUCCCAGAAAUAACAAUUUUUGUCCAAGACAGUCUUAACACUUCCUGCCUAACUGUGCGUAAGAAUAUUAUGCAGUAACAUAAUUUGGAAGCUCUAAACUGAUUAAAAAGGUCAAUCAUCAAGCUUUUGUUUAGGUUAUAAAUACACCAUUACAAAUUCUUUUAAACUUUUAAAAUGACAUUUGUUGCAUACAAUGGACAUCUACAAGAAAACAUAUCUGAAUAUUUUAGCAAUAAAUUAUAAAAUUAAAACAAAUAAUGUAACCACAAAGCUGCCUAUAACAACAUGAUGUGUUAUCAGCUAUACCGUUUUGUAAUAUAUAUGAUUAAUAUACAUGUAAUUUUUUUAGAAUCUUCUAAGCAGUUUUAAGUAUAGUACUGUAGCUUGCCAGCCGGCAAACUAUCCAAUAAUUAGUCAGUUUUGUUUAGGAAUUCCACAGUGAUUUGAAUUAUAUUUGAUGUAUGAGUCACACAAAUAGUCAGUGUCAGCAUGCAAUAUCUGUGCUACCAGCAAUAUUUCCUACAAAACCGGUGAUGGACUCUAAAAAACAAUAUUGUGCAUGAGAAAUUGUAUUUAGUUAGAUUACCACUAUAGGCCAGUGAUAUUGUAUCAAGAGAGAAUGAGCUUUCUCCCUGUAGAUCAGGUAGUUGUGUCUACCAUUAGGUACUGUAUUGUGGUAAACCAGGUUUUUGUGAUUUCACAUUAAUAGAAAUUCACCUCACACUGAGAACAUGUUUUAUUUGAAUUUUUUUCCUUUUUUAAUCAUGGUGCUGUUGUUUAAUACUUUGACAACAUUAUACAGAUCUAAAUUACUCUACAAUAUAAACACAAUAUAUUUAAAGCAAGUUAUAAAUCCACUAUGAUACAGAACAAUGGCAAAAUAUUACAGGCUAUGGGAAUGUGUAUUUGAAUGUGACUUUAUAAAAUGGUCUAAUAUUCUGAUAUCAUUUAUACUGUCUGUAGAAUACUCUCUGUAUUCCACGUACAUUGCAGUUGAUAGGGCAGGUAAUACACAUAUUCAAACACCUACUGAAUAUCAGGGUAAAUUACCCAGCAUACAAUUAACUCAGAAAUGCUACUCGUGAUACAUUAAAAGUCUAUGGGGCCCAAUGCUACUCCACUGAGUUUUAUGGUUUACAUGCAUGCAAGUUGUUCAAAUUCUGUAAGGAUGCAAAUGUGCAUGGCGUCUCAGAAAGGGUGUUGCAGAUCUGCUGUAUAAAUGCGAUUAGAUUAAAGGCAUUUGCAUGCGUGGCAGAACGUGAGAGAUGUGUAAAAUGAUCAGGCUGAUCACUGCUGGGUGAGCGAGGGAAACUGGGGAAACUACUCUCUGAGGAAAUGACAUGAUGUUUGUAAUUAUGCCCACAUACAAAUGUAUCUGAUGUCAUGAUUUUCUAAUGUGUACAAUUAUAACUUUAUAAUGUGAUUAGCCUACAAGUGAAUAUGGCAUGUGCAAUAAAGUGAAGGGAAUUAUUGUA
Messenger RNA from Anguilla anguilla (European eel), 9373 nucleotides. It is a transcript of the gene atp2b2, whose product is annotated as ATPase plasma membrane Ca2+ transporting 2. The transcript is spliced from 22 exons. The record is from RefSeq and is a predicted model, not a curated record. Gene Ontology annotation, biological process: regulation of cytosolic calcium ion concentration; calcium ion transmembrane transport. Gene Ontology annotation, cellular component: intracellular membrane-bounded organelle; postsynaptic density membrane. Lineage: Eukaryota; Metazoa; Chordata; Actinopteri; Anguilliformes; Anguillidae. Gene Ontology annotation, molecular function: P-type calcium transporter activity; ATP hydrolysis activity; PDZ domain binding. Bases 1 to 3771 code for a protein of 1256 amino acids.